AUGGCGAGCUGUCGCUUUUCUCUGCAGUGGAAAUUGUCGGCAGGUUUUCUCGCUUGGCUGGAUUCCAGUGCGACGUGCCAGCGGCAACUCAAGACUAUGAAUGAGGAGAUCCAACUUAUGAAUGGGAAAGCGCUUGAAUCGGAGAGAGUGGAUAUCUGCCGAGAUUCCGUCAUCCGAUCAUCAGUCCGUAUUGCAAUUCCUGAGGCUGCAGGCACAACGCCUUGCGAGAGCAUGAAUGCGAAUCGCAGAGAGGAGAGGCUGACGAUGGAUGUCACAGGGAAAAAAUACAUGCACCCGUGGGCACAGUAA
Aspergillus piperis CBS 112811 is the source of this 309-nucleotide messenger RNA. RefSeq lists its product as uncharacterized. NCBI's taxonomy places the organism in Eukaryota, Fungi, Ascomycota, Eurotiomycetes, Eurotiales, Aspergillaceae. The transcript has 3 exons. The record is from RefSeq and is a predicted model, not a curated record. Bases 1 to 309 code for a protein of 102 amino acids.